This is a messenger RNA of Penicillium soppii, 216 nucleotides long. RefSeq lists its product as uncharacterized. NCBI's taxonomy places the organism in Eukaryota, Fungi, Ascomycota, Eurotiomycetes, Eurotiales, Aspergillaceae. The record is from RefSeq and is a predicted model, not a curated record. The coding region runs from base 1 to 216 and encodes 71 amino acids. The transcript has a single exon.
AUGCCGUUGUUCAAAUUCAUCGAGCAAUUCUUGACAUCCUGCCAGGUUUUCCGCUGGCAACCCGUCAUCAUCAACGGGCCCCCUACCGGCCCACCGAACAAGGUAUUCCGUCCAUUGGCGCCUCGUUCCAUCAGCGCGUGGCCGACCUGGCGCGCGCACUGUCCGCUUAGCUAUAAUGGCUUCUACCUCAAAGCUCUGUUGGUCUCAAUAGAUUGA